UAAAUAUAUUACUUUCAAUGUCUUUGGUGAAUCAGGUUUUGUCCGUAUACAAAAUGUAAAACUUCCCUCGUCAUCUGAAUCAAUGCUAGUGGGGAAUGAUCAGGUCUGUGAACAUAUAUGUUUGUCUGAUUGCUCGUGUAAUGCUUAUGCUUACAGUAGGUGGACAGUGCUUAUUAUGGAAUGGCGAUCUGUUCGAUCUGAAAAGAAUACUUAACAAUUCAAGUCAAGUAGAGCUCAACCUUAAGCUUUUUGAGAGCUCCAACAAAGGAAAGAAGAAACCACUGUUGGUAGCACUAGCAGCAUCCAUCACUUCAGCAAUAUUUGUCUGUGGUACAUGCUGUUACUUUCUAUGGAGAAGAAAUCUCAGGGAAAAAGGGAUUUUGAGAAAGAAAAAGUUCAGGGAAAUGUUACUUUCUGAGUCAGCAACUAACUUGGCAAAACCUGAACAUUCCAGUAAUAAGGGACAAGAAAAGAAAAGUGACAUUGAACUGAAGUUCUUUGAAUUACAUGACCUGAAAGUUGCGACGGACAAUUUUUCGCUCGACAAUAAGCUUGGAGAAGGAGGUUUUGGGGCUGUUUUUAAGGGUCAAUUACCAGAUGGGCAGCAAAUAGCUGUGAAAAGGCUAUCAACUCAAUCAAGGCAAGGUAUAAGUGAAUUCAAAACUGAGGCCCUUCUCAUUGCAAAACUCCAACACAGAAAUCUUGUUAGGUUCUUUGGCUGCUGUGUAGAAGACGAGGAGAAAAUGUUGAUAUAUGAAUACAUGCCAAAUAAAAGUCUAGACUAUUUCAUAUUUGACGAGAGCAGGAAGUCGUUGCUUGAUUGGAAAAAGCGGCAUGAAAUCAUUAUUGGAAUAGCUAGAGGGAUACUCUAUCUUCAUCAGGACUCAAGACUGAAAAUAAUACACCGGGAUCUGAAACCCAGCAACAUUCUUUUGGAUGAAGAUAUGAACCCCAAGAUAUCCGAUUUUGGUACUGCUAGAAUAUUUAGUGGAAACCAAAAUGAAGCUAAGACUCUUCGAGUUGUUGGAACAUAUGCCUAUAUGUCACCUGAAUAUGCUCUAGCUGGUUUGUUCUCUGUAAAAUCCGAUGUCUUUAGCUUUGGCGUUAUGGUAUUGGAGGUCAUUAGUGGAAAAAAGAACAGGAUAUCUCAUGACAGUGAUUCCCCUCCAAAUUUGAUACGGCAGGCCUGGGAACUGUGGAAUGACGGUAUGGCCUUUGAGCUGAUAGAUCCAACAAUAGUUGAUUCUUGUACCAAUGAGGAAGUACUACGCUGUAUUCAAAUAGGACUAUUGUGUUUGCAUAUCGAUGCAGCACACAGACCAACGAUGUCAUCAAUUCUGUUCAUGCUAAGUAAUGAGGCAACAGUUCCCUCCCCGAAGCAGCCAUUGAUUACCCUUACCUCCAAAUUGAAUACUACAGAAACAACAUCAUCUUCGAUCAAUGAGGUGACAAUUACAGCACCUGAUGUUCGUUAGUUGUCUGAUAUGUUUAUCUAUUUCUGUUAUAUGUUGACCAAACAUUCAAGUUGGCAGUACUUCCUAAAGUAUGAGGUAAUCUUCCAUGACUCAAUGCAUUAAAUUAGAAUAGAAUUUGAUAUAAUAAAUGAUUGUAACAUGACAACUGCUCUUCAAAGGAAACAAUGACAUAUUAUUUUGAUUUCAGGCACAAAGAGAGAUUGAAACUUCAA
This is a messenger RNA of Nicotiana attenuata, 1687 nucleotides long. Its product is annotated as cysteine-rich receptor-like protein kinase 10. The record is from RefSeq and is a predicted model, not a curated record. Bases 96 to 1475 code for a protein of 459 amino acids. Gene Ontology annotation, molecular function: protein kinase activity; ATP binding. Gene Ontology annotation, biological process: protein phosphorylation. Lineage: Eukaryota; Viridiplantae; Streptophyta; Magnoliopsida; Solanales; Solanaceae. The transcript is spliced from 7 exons.